Molecule: messenger RNA, 2391 nt
Organism: Trichosurus vulpecula (common brushtail)
Lineage: Eukaryota; Metazoa; Chordata; Mammalia; Diprotodontia; Phalangeridae
Product: zinc finger protein 2-like
Exons: 5
Coding region: 118-2025 (635 amino acids)
Biological process (GO): regulation of DNA-templated transcription
Source: RefSeq, a predicted model, not a curated record
UGAAAUUUCUCUGCUUUCUUCCCUUGGAGCUGAGAUCUCUCUGCCUUUUGGAAACCAGCUUUGCAUGUGUAGGUCCAAGGUCAGUCUGCAGAGGAUCAAAGCCUGGAGACAGAGGGAAUGGCCCCUGGGACCCAGAAACCCUCAUCCCAGGAGUUGGUAACAUUCCAGGAUGUGGCUGUGGACUUCACUGAGGAGGAAUGGUGCCUGUUGGACCAUUCUCAGAAAGAGCUGUACAAGGAGGUCAUGCUGGAUAAUGUCCAGAACCUGCUCUCCGUGGGACUUCUAGUUCCUAGGGAAGAUUUGAUCUCUCCUUUGGAGCAAGGGGAUGCACCAGGAAUGCUAGAGCAAAAAGACCUAAGGAACUCCUGUCCAGAGACCAUGUUUGGAGUAAAUGAAAUGACUACAAAGCUGAGAAUUUUUGUGGAAGAAUCUGGCCAGCAAAGACUCAUGAGUGAUGGUGCCUAUGACUUUGAUUUGAGAGAAAUCUGUGACUCAGAUAUGAAGGUGGAUAAAAAUCCAAAGAUUCACUGUGAAUUUGAAAAAACUGGGAAGAGAUUCAGACAGUCUUCAGUUCUAAAUCACUGUAAGGAAAUGACCUCAGGAAAUGACUGUUUUCAGGAUGCUGAACUUAGCAAAUGCUUUCCUGAACAAGUAGAGCUUUUUCGGUCCCAUGAGAAGCAUACUGAAAUGCAAAUGGAUCAAGGUAAUCCAUGGGCAAUGGCCUUCAGCUGGAGUUCAGACCUCAUUAGACAUCAGAAAAGUGAUACUGGAGAAAUGCUUUAUGGAAGUAAAGGUGGGAAGGCCUUGAGUCAGAACUCUAAACUUAUUACUUAUCAGAAAAUUCACAUAAGAGAGAAGUCUAAUGAAUAUAAUGAAUAUGAACCAACUGUAUCCCAUCACACACCACUUCCUUACCAUCCUAGAUUUCAUACUGUACUGAAACCACAUAAUCAGUGUGAAAAGACCUUUGAUUGGAACUCAGAUCUUAUUAGACAUCAAAAGAUUGAUACUGGAAUGACCUUUUAUAAAUGUAAUGAAAGUGGGAAGGCUUUCUGCUACAGAUCACUCCUUAUUGGCCAUCAGAGAAUCCACACUGGAGAGAAAUCUUUCUAUUGUAAUCACUGUGGAAAGGCUUUCAGCCAGGUGCUGCAUCUUUCUCUACAUCAGAAAACCCACAGUGGAGAGAAACCUUAUGAAUGUAAUCAGUGUGGAAAGGCUUUCCAAUUUAACUCCCAUCUUGCUGUACAUCAGAGAAUUCACACUGGAGAGAAACCUUAUGAAUGUAAUCUAUGUGUAAAAACUUUCACAUAUGGCUCCAGUCUUGUUAAACAUCAGAGAAUCCACACUGGAGAGAAACCUUAUCUAUGUAAACAGUGUGGGAAGGUUUUUAGAUUCCGCUUCAGCCUUACUGAUCAUGAGAAGAUCCACACUGGAGAGAAACCUUAUGAAUGUGAUCAGUGUGGAAAGGCUUUCAGACAGAGCUCCAAUCUUGUUGCACAUCAGAGAAUCCACACUGGGGAGAAGCUUUAUGAAUGUAAUCAAUGUGGAAAGGCUUUCAGACAGAGCUCCAACCUUGUUGCACAUCAUAGAAUCCACACUGGAGAGAAACCUUUUGAAUGUAAAAAGUGUGGAAAGGCUUUCACAAAGAGCUGCAGUCUUGCUGAUCACGAGAAAAUACACAGUGGAGAGAAACCUUAUAAAUGUAAUCAUUGUGGAAAGGCUUUCACAGUGAAAGGCAAUCUUGCUAGACAUGAGAGAAUCCACACUGGAGAGAAACCCUUUGAAUGUAAACAGUGUGGAAAGGCUUUCACACAAAGUUCCAGUCUAGCUGCACAUCAGAGAAUCCACACUGGAGAGAAACCUUUUGAAUGUAAACAAUGCGGAAAGGCCUUCAUAAAGAGCUAUAGUCUUGCUGAUCAUGAGAAAAUCCACAGUGGAGCAAAACCUUAUGAAUGCAACCACUGUGGAAAGGCAUUCACAAUGAAGGGCAAUCUUGCUAGACAUAAAAAAAUCCACAUGGGGUAGAAGCCUUUUGAAUGUAAUCAGAAGAACAGCUUUCAAAGAGAGCUCCAAUUUUUCUAACCAUAAGAGAAUCUGAAUUGUUUUUGAGAAAACAUGUGAAUGUAAACAAAAGACUUUCACAAGGAGUUCUACUCUUGCUGCACAGCAGAGAAAUCACACUGGAGAGAAGCUUCAUGAGUGUCAUGAAUGUGGCUGAACUUUUAGUUAACACUUAACUUAUUUAACAAGACAAUCCACACUACAGAGAAACCUUAGGAUUGUAUUCCUAAUUGUAAAGCCUUCAGGCAACAAUCAUCUCUUAUUUCUCAAGAAUUCAUAUUACAUAGAUGUCUUGUCACUGUCAUUAAUAAAGGAAAACAUCUAAAUGGA